CAAACUCAAGUCGAUCGGCGGCUCAUUGAAGGUCAACGUGUAGGCCGGCAGCACGAAGGUCUCGUCAGCAGUAACAUCGUCUGCCACGAGUUCCAGCGCCUCGAGAGCGCGUGUGACGACUGUCCCGGGAGGUCUUGCGUCGACAAGAGCUACAAGGAGGCGCAAUUCGCCUCCGAUUCUGUGGGCGAAUAGCGACUUGAAGGCCUUCAAGGGCUACUUCGGCGACAGCCCGGCCUCGGACGUCGGUAUCAUCUUCGACGCUGUUGCCGCGGAGGACGACUCUUCGUGCACCCUCGACUGCAGCGUUAGGCUCAAUGCGUGAGAGUACGGCGGGAAGACCCACACGAUAUCGUCUACUCUCAUGGCUUCUUUAGCGAGAUGCUUCCCUCAGGGACGACAAUCGCGGAACACAACAGUCGGGGCGGCACGUUGCGGCACGACUUGGCGCAUGCGCCGAAGGGUACGGGGGACGUCUUCUUCCAAUGCAAGUUGGAUAAGCAUGUUUCCGACGAAGCGACGAUCCUGAAUGCGUACGGCCUUGAUUGCUACUCGACCCAGAUCUACGCCGACGCGAAGUGCUGGGUUGCACAUGCCCUCGUACAUAUCAAAGCAGCUUUUCCUGGAUGUAUGGUUGUGUAUCUUGCUAUCCUAUCAUACGCUGGUGCGCACGACGCCGGCCCUGUGUUUGUACUCGAUACACGCGGUCCCUCAGGCGCGGUGUCGACGCGGGUGAGUUGGGGCCUCCAGUCGGAGGUCACGUGGGAAGGCGGGGAUGAGCGGUGGCAUGCUUCUCUGCGAUUCUGUCAUACGUUUCUAGGUUUAGAGUUUUG
Molecule: messenger RNA, 830 nt
Organism: Schizophyllum commune H4-8
Lineage: Eukaryota; Fungi; Basidiomycota; Agaricomycetes; Agaricales; Schizophyllaceae
Exons: 3
Source: RefSeq, a predicted model, not a curated record